AUGUCAAACGCCAGCGCCUCGGGGACUGCGAGCACCACAGCAAGCAGCCAGAUCAGAGUCACCGCCACUGCUUUCCACAGAGGGAUCCCAAACAAAGACAACCUCUUCGUCCCCUCUACCAUCCACUUUGAGAUUGUGUACCUGCGCCCGGACAGGCCCGCUGUGGUGCCGUGCCGUGUGACCGACCCACAGGCCAUGGUGUCCCUGCACAGAGAAGUCCCUCCAGAGGAGAUCAUAGCCAACGGGACACAGGUGACCUAUGACCCCACCAAGGGGUUUGUCCUGCAGAACCCCAGCCCAGAGCAUCAGGGGGUCUUCUACUGCAAGGCUGUGACAAAGGGCACCCCUCAGAUCUCCACUAAGUACCAGCUGCUCUAUGUGGAGGUUCCUAGCGGGGCACCAUUUGUGAGCCUUGAAUCUUCUCCAGAGUCGGUGAGAGGAGGCGACAACGUCAAUCUGACGUGCACAGUGCUGGGGGAGCCGGAGGUGGACGUGAGCUUUACCUGGUCUUAUCCUGGUCAGGGCCACCGCCCAGUUCACAUCCAAACUUCCUGGAGGUUGGUUAACAGAGGUAUGAGCCACACCACGCGGGUCACCCAGAGCGUCAUGACUGUGGAAGACAUGGAAACCAUCGACUUUGGGAACUACAUCUGUAAAGCCAAAAACCAGCACGGUGAGACAAUUGUGACAACCGACAUCAUCUCCAAAUAGCCCCGGCAGCAGAGCCUGUGUUACGUUUGAUGUCAGUGUAUUGUUGAGAUAUAACUGGAACACACCAACCAGUGAGACCUCAUGACAUCAUCAUGUAUAUACAUUAAUAUGGGUGUAUUUUUAGUUUGCAGAUUGUGAUAACAUAAUAAAGAUUUGCUACUUC
This is a messenger RNA of Epinephelus lanceolatus (giant grouper), 874 nucleotides long. NCBI's taxonomy places the organism in Eukaryota, Metazoa, Chordata, Actinopteri, Perciformes, Serranidae. The record is from RefSeq and is a predicted model, not a curated record.